AGCGAGCCACAUCUGAACUAUAUACAUGUCUGCAGUUUACCAGUUCAUGACAGGAGUCUACAGAAAAGGCUAUUCUGUGCUAUGUUGGAGGAGACAGGCUUAAAAUCCACAGACCUACUGCUGCACACCGAUGUACAUCGGAUGACUGAGCAUUUUUGUGGGCUGGUACUAGAGGGCCAGGACAGGGGCAGAGAGCUUUUUCUCUGAAAGUACACUGUAAUUCUCUCCAUCUUUGCACUGAGCUCGGUCAGGAUGAGAACAACGCUGUUCAUUGUGUGUAUCCUUCCUGUGCUGACAGCGAUAGCACAGCCAACACCAGCAGGGAGCACUGACCCUGUGGUUUCUCUGAAAAAUGGCCGAAUCCGAGGGGAAUACGUUACGGUUAAAGGCACAGAGAGGAGAGUGAAGCAAUACCUGGGAAUCCCCUUCGCCCGGGCCCCUGUGGGGCCCCUCCGCUUGGCUGCUCCACAGGAUGCAGAGCCCUGGGAAGGGGAGAGAGACGGCACACGGCAGCCUCCCAUGUGUAUCCAGGAUCCACAAUUGGUUGUGGAAGUUUCUAAGACAAUGUCAAUCACCUACACCCCAUCAGGGCUUUCAGAGGACUGUCUGUAUCUGAACGUAUACACUCCAGCUGAGGCAAAAAAAGGGGACAAACUGGCGGUGAUGGUGUGGAUCCAUGGUGGAGGUCUUUCAAUGGGUGCAGCUUCUCAGUAUGACGGCUCUUCAUUGGCUGCCUAUGAAAACAUAGUGAUGGUUAUUAUUCAAUAUCGCCUUGGCAUUCUUGGAUUCCUGAGCACUGGAGACGAGCAUGCUCAGGGAAACUGGGGUUUGUUGGAUCAGCUAGCAGCCCUGAAAUGGGUGCAAGAAAAUAUUGAGGACUUUGGUGGCGAUCCACAAACUGUCACAGUUGCUGGAGAAUCUGCAGGAGGCAUCAGUGCAUCCAUACUGACCCUGUCUGCACAAUCGAAAGGACUGUUUCAGAGGGCAAUUUUUCAAAGUGGAGUAGCAACAACUGGGAACUACACUACGAGUCAUCCUUUGGGCCAUGCCAAGAUUGUUGCCAACAUUACUGGAUGUGACCGCGGCAGCACAGAGCAACUGGUACAAUGCAUGAGGGAAAAGAGUCAAGAUGAGCUUGUUGAUGCAACUAAAAAGAUGACCAUUUUCCUGACAGCCGUGGUGGAUGGCGUGUUUCUGACCGACACAGCAGAGGAGCUUCUCAUCAGGAAAGAAGUGUUGAAGGUUCCAGUGAUGAUGGGAAUAACCAACCAUGAGUUUGGAUGGAUCCUGCCUCAGAACUUCGUCCCUCCCGGCUGGGAGAACGGUAUGACAAGAGAGUCUGUGCUGCCAGUGAUGAACCUCUUCAAUCCUGCAGGGGCCUCCUCUGUCAAUACCCUCCUCCUCGAUGAAUACAUGAAAGAUGCUAAAACACCAGAGGACAUCAGAGACAGAUUCACUGAAAUCAUGGGAGACCUGAUUAUGACGCUGCCUGUAGUCAAGGUGGCGGGAUACCACACAGAUGCAGGUGCUCCAGUUUACAUGUAUGAGUUUGCACACCGUGCAGAGCUACACCAACACACCAGACCCAGUUUUGUGAAGGCAGAUCAUGCAGAUGAUGUUGGCUUCAUGUUUGGUGGAUGUUUCUGGAAUGGAAAUAUAAAAAUCACAGGCAACAUUACCAAGGAGGAGGAGAGACUCUGUAGGACCAUGAUGUCAUACUGGAGCAAUUUUGCCCGUACUGGCUCUCCCAAUGGUCCUGGGCUCGUCAACUGGCCUCAGUAUGACAGACAGAAGCAGGAGUACAUGGAGCUGGGCCUGACGCAGAUGGUGAGACAGAAACUGAAGAAAGACAGGGUCCAUUUUGUUAACGUCGUCCUCCCUCAGAAGCUGGAACAGCUAGCAAUAGCAAAAGCUGCUGCAGCCAAACCUGGAAAGUGAUCUGCAAACUGUCAUGCUGUUGAUAUUGGCCCCAAGUUUGGGAGUUUUUAUGCCUCUUCACUGAAACUAACUGGUAUGAUGUAAAUUCCUGCCUGGACAUCCUUUUCUCUGUUUUAGAAUGUAUUUCCUGGGCUUCUUUUCCAUAAUCUUUUAAUUCAAUGCAAGUGACAUUUGUAAAAAUAGCUUUGAUUAAAGGAAACUCUUUUCUUGCAAAGAAAGAACUUUU
This is a messenger RNA of Centropristis striata (black sea bass), 2164 nucleotides long. It is a transcript of the gene ces3, whose product is annotated as carboxylesterase 3. The record is from RefSeq and is a predicted model, not a curated record. The coding region runs from base 253 to 1938 and encodes 561 amino acids. Lineage: Eukaryota; Metazoa; Chordata; Actinopteri; Perciformes; Serranidae. The transcript is spliced from 14 exons.